CAUAAGUGAUCAAAGGCACUUAUCUAGUAUUAUCUUCAUACACACAUCAUCUACUCAAUUACAUAUCCAGGUAUUGAACAUGGGUCAAAGAAUGUACUAGAUGACUGUACUAGAUGAAUCAUUGAUAACAACAAAGAUUCAAUAUAUCAAAAUAUCAAUAUAUGAACGUGUCAAAGAAUGUGCUAGAUGAAUCAAUAUAUAACAACAAAGAUUGAAGACCACAGCUGGCACCCAACGUUUCUGGCCCCAUGCAGAUAUCUAGUGAGUUCACUUCUUGUAAUAGUCAUGACUAAUGCAGCUACACAGGGAGUUCAGCAGAGCAAAAUAUCAUUUUGCCUUCUUCUAGUAGCAAAAUGUCCAUUUGGGUCAUGGAACAUGUCCACAGUACUGAAUUGAAGCCAAAAAUUCUAUAAAGCAUUUGAGACAUCACCGACAUGCUUUCUCUUUUUCUGGCCCUUGCCAACGGAGACCGUGAAUUAACAAAAUGAAAGAACCUGCAGAAUAGUUUAGAAACCAAUACAGCAGAACCUGCAAAAAUAUAUCUGGACAAAAUAUAACAUUAUCAUAAUCAUAAUGAAUCCAAAAUAUAACAUUAUUCCAUAAUAACUCUAAAACAUGUCAAUCAGUGUUGCAUAACCAUCCAUAAGCACACUUACAAUAACAAAACCCAAAGACAUUGACAAUAUAGCUAACAUUAACACAUAAUCUUCCAAAAUAUGAAAUUGUUCCAUAAUUAUUAAUAACCUAAAGAAUACCAUGGUACCACUAACAUGUUUCACACAAUGUAUCCAGCAACUUCAAGUUAGAAGGUUUUGUUGAAAAAUUUCUCCAACCAAAGCUUUCUCAUCCUAUCAUUUUUAGCCAUAAAGGCCCUUCCUGCAUUUUCAUCAUUAACCAAAUGAUCAAAAGCUUCAUCAAGCAUGUAUUCUUCAAAGCCUUCAACAUUCAUCACUAUUUUAUGAAGCUCAUUUGUAUUAAUUGCGCCAUGACUUAGAGCCUUCAACACACAUAUCCUAAUGAAGGCAGCAACCAAGACACAAAGUUAGGAAGAUUAGUGUGGAUAAUUCUGAACAGAGUGUGAAGUGUGGCAGACAUUCCCAUUAAAUUUAAUUAUUAUCAUUCUUGUAUGAUAAUACAUUAUCUUGGUUGCUGAUAGCAAGCAGGUGAAAGAACUUUAAAAAAAAAAAUUACAUGGAACUCGAGUUCCAUGUAACAUUUUGCAAGUAAAUCGAUUUUCAUUAAAUCGAGUUUUUUUAUUGAAACUUGAUUUUUUAAAAAUCGAGUUUUAAAACAGGGGUAUUUUGCUAGAUAGUUUCAAAACAGGGGCAUUUUGCUGCUUGUUUUGGACGAAAGGAGAAAAUGCCCAUUUUGGCCAUCAACUUCACUUAAUGAGCUUUCCAAACUAAUUUUCUACAAGAAUAAGUACAAUCAUUGAAGUUUUUAUAUUGUAACAUGUUGUAGUAGCAACUAGAAAGUGACUUGCAUGCCUCUAGAAAUAGUGUAUAAUAGUCCCUUUUAUACUUGAUGUAAGCAGGGUACAAAAAUCUUAGCACAUACACCUUUCUAGAAUUUAAAAGACUUCAGCCACGAUUUUCAAUCAAUCAAGCCUUGAUUGAGUGGUAGUCGAUCUUUGAUCAAUCAAGACUCGAUCAAGAGUCAGUUGAGUACUGUUAGUCUUUCUUUUCUUAAGUUGUUUUUUAGGCAAACUGGCUUGAACUUGGUUUGAUCUUCAUAGACAUUGAUUUGAUCUUCAUAGACACAUUAAAGACACAAAUGACAUUUUAUAUUGUCAUGAAAUUUACCAACAUUGAACCUGACACUAUCUAAUGGCGAACGAUGAUUGAUGAACCUUUGUUUUAGAUACAAACGAGGAUAAAUAUUGGAUCUAUAUUACCCUUGAUUGAUCCAUAUGCUUUUGUAGUUACGUGUGAGAGGCCAGAUUAAUUUAUUCACUUGACACAAAAGCUAUUGAAUAGGUUCAUCAAAAUGGAGUACACACUUGUGAUCAUUGAUAUUUGAUUGUUGUUGUUUUGGGUUGAAAAGUGAAGAGGCCAGAUGGUCAACUUAAUUAUUAUUAUUUUGUUAAUACAUUUUUUGUUCUAUCAACAUCCACGAAUGAGCUUUCCAAUGUAAUUUUCUACAAGAAUAAGUACAAUCAUUGAAGUUUUUAUAUUGUAAUAUGUUCUAGUUGUAGUUGUAGCAAGUAGAAAGUGACUUGCAUGCAGCAUGUGCAUCAAAGUUUGCUUAGCUUCAAACAAUUAAUAAUAAAGAAAAUAUUUCUCCAGCAUUAUUGUUAACAAAACAACAAAAUGUCCGGCAGCAUUGAAUAUUAGGAAAACAAAGAAUAAGAGAAGGAAUACAUCAUACAUAAAGAUAAAAAUCUGCAUAAGUUACCAAUUCUUGUUCAUCUAUUUAAACACAAGACCUGGGCCUCAUGUCUACUCACUCUUAAUUUUCAACAAGAAAUUUCUUGCAUGCUUAGCUAGUCAUGGCAAUUAAGGUUCAUGGGGCUCUAUUUUCCACGUGCACCGCACGAGUUUUGAUUUGCCUCUGCGAGAAAGGCCUUGAUUAUGAGCUCCUGCCAAUUGACAUGGUUGCUGGUGCCCACAAACAACAGCCAUUUCGUUCACUAAAUCCAUUUGGCGAAAUACCAGCUUUCGAAGAUGGUGAAGUUAGUCUUUUUGAAUCAAGGGCAAUUAACCGGUACUUAGCACGCAAGCACAAGGACAUUGGGACUGAUCUCCUCCUAUCCAAUAGCUUUACACAGUCUGCCCUUGUGGAGACAUGGAUGGAAGUGGAGGCACAUAAAUUUGACAGUCCAAGUUCAGUAAUUCUUCGACAAAUAAUUGUCAUUCCAAAGUAUGGGAAAGCUCCUGAUAAGCAAGUUAUUGAAACUGAAAUGGAAAAGCUAGGAAAAGUCCUGGACGUGUAUGAGGAGAGGUUGUCUAAAUCUAAGUACCUUGCUGGAGAAAAUUAUAGCUUGGCUGAUCUGCACCACAUUCCUCCCCUUGUUUACUUCAUGAAAACUAGCAAGGCCAAUGCCAUCACUUCUCGUCCCCAUGUUAGUGCUUGGUGGAAUGACAUUUCCUUGAGGCCUGCCACUGUUAAAAUUUCAGCAACCAUGUCCCUUUUGUGAGGAUGAAUUGAAGGGUGUCAAACUCAUACUAUCAAUAUGUAAUAACUCAGUAACUACCUUCCUUUUGUUGCUAAGCAAUAAUAAGCAUGUGCCACGAUUUGAGAAAGAGCUAGUCGCAUCUAUAUUUAUCAUCUAUGUAUUUCUAAUCAACUUAGUAUAAUCUUGCAAAAUAUCAUAUUUUCUAAAUCUGCAUAAUUUAAGGUAUUGCAAUUUUCUUCGCAUAAAUCCCUAAUGUUCUCAUUACGUUGACAUGCCUAUGAUCAACACGAUCUUAUUAGAUUGGUUUUGAUACCGUUUUAUCACAACCUAAAAAAGUACUCAAAUCACAUAUACACAAAUAUUAUGCUCCCUUCCCUUGGGUUGUGAAUGGUAUUAUGGUCAAUUUGGUAAGGCCUUGUGACUCGAGAAUACUAUAGCUUAACAUGAACAUGUCAAGGACAUUAGAGAUUUAAGUAAGGAGAUUAUUAUAUCCCAUAUUAUAUGCAUUUGAUUGUCAUUGAAUAGUAAAUGCAUUAUAUGGGCAUGUGUUGAAUCCCAUUUACAUUGAGUAUAUACUAAGUUGGCAUAACUAUAUAAGUGGAUAAAAAAUAAAAAAAAUAAAUACAAAUAACCUUCUAAUUUACUAGCCAUCUUGAAGUAUAGCACUGAUACGAACCUUCCCCAAAGUGUAACAACAUAUUUGAGUAACAUAUAUGCAUCUGACUUGCAUUUAUGUAUGAUGUUAUCCUUUUCUUCUAAUUAAUAAAUUGCCGUGCCAUCUUUUCUUUCUUUAAUUAUUUGUAAUAAUAAUUUUUUUAUAGUUUAAUAGUUACAAACAAUGAGAAACGGGAGAUUUGAAUUUUGAUUCUUCUUACAAAUUAAAAAUUUAAAAGUGACA
Quercus lobata is the source of this 4013-nucleotide messenger RNA. Its product is annotated as glutathione S-transferase F13-like. Bases 2489 to 3136 code for a protein of 215 amino acids. Gene Ontology annotation, cellular component: cytoplasm. Lineage: Eukaryota; Viridiplantae; Streptophyta; Magnoliopsida; Fagales; Fagaceae. Gene Ontology annotation, biological process: glutathione metabolic process. The record is from RefSeq and is a predicted model, not a curated record. The transcript has 3 exons. Gene Ontology annotation, molecular function: glutathione binding; glutathione transferase activity.